Messenger RNA from Hydra vulgaris (swiftwater hydra), 1010 nucleotides. Its product is annotated as rhodopsin, G0-coupled. Gene Ontology annotation, molecular function: G protein-coupled photoreceptor activity. Gene Ontology annotation, biological process: G protein-coupled receptor signaling pathway; phototransduction; cellular response to light stimulus. Lineage: Eukaryota; Metazoa; Cnidaria; Hydrozoa; Anthoathecata; Hydridae. The record is from RefSeq and is a predicted model, not a curated record. Gene Ontology annotation, cellular component: plasma membrane.
AUGGAUGUUUUAGAAACAGCGUACUUUGUAUGUGUCCUUGCAAUCGUUAUUUUAUCGGUAUUGCUUAAUGCAACCAUAAUUUUCACAAUCAUUUACAAGAUCAAAGUUACCAAAUUGCCACAUGUUUUCAUUUUGAGCAUUUCAAUAUUUGACAUAAUUCAUACCUUAAUUGGAUUUGGAGCAGAACUAUACGUUUUAUAUGGAAUUUAUUCUUUAAAAAAGAGUUUUGUUUGCAUUGGAGCGUCUUUCGUAACGUUUUUUAUAACAGCAUCUAAUAUUUUAAAAACUGUUAUAAUAUCAAUCAUGAGAGCAAUAUCAAUAAAGUGGCCCUUUUUUUACAUUAAGUAUUGUAAAACAGUAAAAGUUAGAACAUUAUUAUUGUUUUUUUGUUAUUUAUAUGGCUUUUUAUGGCCUUCUUUUCCGUUAAUUGGAUGGUCAAAAUAUGAAAUAGAUUUGGAUAAAAAGCGAUGCUCUUUAGAUUGGAAUUUGACGCAUUCUGGUUCUUUAUCAUAUUUAAUAACAGUAUUUUUAUUUUGCUACUUUUUACCUAUCAUUGGAUUGAUUUUUGUUUACAAUGCAGUAAAAGAAAAAGUUGUCAGUAAAUGCACUGUUAAAAGAGCGCAAGUAGGCACAAAUAGAGAUAUACUAGAAAUGGUUUACCUAAAGUUAUCAUUAUGGUCUGUCAUUUUUUACUUUGUAAUUUGGACCCCGUAUGCCAGUGCUAGCUUACUUUCAAUCUUCAAAAUAAAAUCCCCAAGUGUUAUAUAUACCCUGUGCGCAUUGUUCUCUAAACUAUCAGCAAUAUCAAAUGCGUUAACUAACUGUUAUUUUAACAAGUAUUUUCGAAAUCAUAUCAAAAAAAUCAAACUUUUUCAAUGCUUCAUAAACAGGAACAAAGAAAGUAACGACAAUGUAACGUUAUAGUUUUUCUAAAUAUAAAUUGUUCAUUUAUUUGACAUUGAAUACAUUGAAUUUGUUUAACAUUUUGUAUAUAUUUUUAAAUCAUAAGA